Molecule: messenger RNA, 806 nt
Organism: Helianthus annuus (common sunflower)
Lineage: Eukaryota; Viridiplantae; Streptophyta; Magnoliopsida; Asterales; Asteraceae
Product: protein YELLOW LEAF 1, choloroplastic
Exons: 5
Coding region: 178-639 (153 amino acids)
Biological process (GO): chloroplast organization; thylakoid membrane organization
Cellular component (GO): chloroplast
Source: RefSeq, a predicted model, not a curated record
UAUAACAGCCACCAAUAUCUUCUACAAGUUUCUUCAAUCAAUUUCACAUCGACCGGAAACCUGACUGUUAGCCGGUGGCCGGAGUGUUUCCGUUGUUAAUAAUACCGCCGGAAAGUUCGUUGCUUGACCGGAAUAUAUUCGGUUCAAUAAAAGAAGAUUUCAGGUUGCGAUCUCAAGAUGUUUUCGUUGAGUGCAAGCGUGGUUCCUAGCUCCACCUCCCAACUAGCAAGGUCCGAACUACCAAAAGUUGGGCAAAUAAAGUCUAGUAGCUUUUGCUCUUUGCCACUCAGACCGCUUACCACACAGCAUGCAACAUUUGGAGGAAAUAAUCAAAUUUUAUCGAGGAAGUCUGCUGCUUUUAUUUGCGCUGCAGCUUUGAAUGCUACGAUGGCUGCCGAGCAGACUCAAACUGUCACACGCCAGUCAUCAACAAUCACCAUUGCUCCUAUUCAAGGGAAGGAGAAGUCUCCGGACCUUGACGAUGGAGGGACUGGACUACCACCACGUGACGAUGAUGGCGGUGGUGGCGGAGGCGGUGGAGGAGGUGGGUGGUCGUCUGGCGGAUUCUUCUUUUUUGGGUUUCUUGCAUUUCUAGGGUUUCUGAAAGAUCAAGAGAAGGAGGGGACUUACAGGGAUUAGAGGGGAACUAGAUUCUUUCAGAAAUCAGAAUAAUCUAUAAGGUAGCUCCCAUGAUGAUUAAAAACAGAUGAUUAUAGAUUGAAACCUAGUAAUUCUGCUGUGAAUUUUGAGAUAUAUGACAUUACAUUAAAAUUUAAAUAAUAUUUUUACAUUGGCAUUGGUUUAAA